Molecule: messenger RNA, 2134 nt
Organism: Trichosurus vulpecula (common brushtail)
Lineage: Eukaryota; Metazoa; Chordata; Mammalia; Diprotodontia; Phalangeridae
Gene: SOWAHA
Product: sosondowah ankyrin repeat domain family member A
Exons: 1
Coding region: 1-1650 (549 amino acids)
Molecular function (GO): protein binding
Source: RefSeq, a predicted model, not a curated record
AUGGCGCUGGCAGCGGCGGCUGCGGCGGCGGCGGCGGGGGUGAGCCAGGCUGCAGUGCUGGGCUUCCUGCAGGAGCGCGGGGGCAAGGUGCGCAACUCGGAGUUCGUGAGCCGCUUCAAGCCGCUGCUGGACGCGGGGGACCCGGGCGGCCGGGCUGCCCGCAGGAAAUGUUUCAAGCAAUUCGUCAACGAUGUGGCGGUGGUCAAAGAGCUGGACGGCGUCAAGUUCGUGGUGCUGCGCAAGAAGCCGCGCGCCUCCUUCACCCCACGGCCCGCGCCCCCGACGCCCUCCGAAGCCGCUGGGGACCCCCUCCCUGGGGACCCGCCGACCUCCGAGGCCCAGGAGCUGGAUACGGACCUUCCGGCUGAGCUGCCACUGCAAACUUCCUCAGAUGCAGCCGCAGCCCAGGAGCAUAGGUCUCCGUCCCCGCCGUCGGAGGAGCAGCCCCCAUCCCCGCCGUCCGAGGAGCUGCUCCUAUCCCCGCUGUCGGAGGAGCUGCCCCCGUACCCAGACCUGAAAGAAGCUGCCGCUGCCGCCCCCACCCCAACCCCUGCCCUGCAGUCCAGGUACACGCCCGCGGCCCCUCCACAGACCCCGGCUGCGCCCGAGGAGCUGCCCCCGCUCCAGCCGCGGAAGCCCUGCAUGCUGCCUGUCCGCUGCGUCCCGUCGGUGAUCCGGGUCCGGGCAGACGAGCAGGGACUGCGGCGCCAGCUGUCGGAAGAACCGGCGGUGGCAGCUUCGUCUCUGCUGCCCGUGCCCGGGGACUCCCCGCGGCUGCGGCGGCGACUCUCGGUGGAGGAGUCGGGCCUGGGUCUCGCACUGGGGGGCGGCCGGUCCCCUCACCUCCGGCGCCUGUCCCGGGCCGGCCCGCGCCUGCUGAGCCCCGAGAUCGAGGAGCUGCCCUCCACCGUCCCCCAGCCGCCGCCGCCCACCGUGCCCUUGGAGCCAGCCGAGCACGAGUGGCUGGUGAGAGCGGCCGGCGGCCGUUGGACUCACCAGCUUCACGGGCUGCUGCUGCGGGAUCGGAGCCUGGCUGCCAAGCGCGACUUCAUGUCGGGAUUCACCGCCCUGCACUGGGCGGCCAAAAGCGGCGACCGCGACAUGGUGCUGCAGCUGGUGGAAGUGGCGCGCCGCGGGGGAGCGCCCGUCGACGUGAACGCCCGCUCGCACGGCGGCUACACCCCCUUGCACCUGGCGGCCCUGCACGGCCACGAGGACGCGGCCAUCCUGCUGGUGGAGCGCCUGGGCGCGCAGGUGCUCGUCCGAGACCACAGCGGGCGGCGAGCCUACCAGUACCUGCGGCCCGGAGCCUCGUACGCGCUGCGUCUGUUGCUAGGCGACCCCGCCCUUCGCUGCCCCGUGGAGCACGACGGCCCGGCCAGGCGGCCUGUGCAGGUGGCAGCCUCCAUCCUUAGCUCCACCACCAGCGCCUUCCUGGGUGUGCUGGCCGACGACCUGAUGCUGCAGGACCUGGCCCGCGGCAUCAGGAAGUCCGGCUCCUUCAGUAAGUUCCUGGGCGCUUCCCCCAUGGCACCCCGCAAGAAGGCCAAGGCCAGACCGGGCCUCCCUGCCUUCCCUUCUGCUUCCACCCAGGCCUCCACCACGGGGUCCAAGCGCUGGCCAGGCACUGACAUCUUCCAGAGCCAUUAGCCCGGCGUUGUGUUACAGUCGCGGGUCUGGCCACUACUGCCCUGCCUGCCACCCCUUGGCAUCCGUAUCUGGUCCCCGCUGCCCAGUCUAACCUCCCACCCAUAUCCCCAAAUCUAGGCCUCACUGCAGUGCUGGGCAUGAAUUGAUGCCUGAAUCUCCUGCGGGUGUCAAAUCCUCAGAGAAUUCACUUCUCACUUAGAAAUUCAAUUCGGAUUUAUAACUGUUAAACCCUGGUUAUUAAGGAUGAAAAGUUCAAAAGGGCAACAGCUGGUCUGGUCCCUUAACUGAAUAAUUCAAUGUUUGUUAGUACUCUGUAUGCCAUACUCCUAGGCCAAAACCAAUGACAUGGUGUAAGUGACUUUUUAGGGUCAGUCCAUGUCAUCUGGUUCUGUGAAGUGUGAUGGUUGGCAAAUCAGUUGUAUUUUGUUCUUAAAUGAAGAGAAGAAUCUGUAUUUUAUAAUGGUCUGCCUUUUUUGAAAUAGUG